GUCAUUGACGUAAAUUUAAGGUUAUCAAAUAAAAAAAGUUGUUGAUAAAAAUGUCAAGACACCAUAUACGUAUAAAAAAAAAGUUUUAUUCAAAGAAUUCUUGUCCAAAAAACGUCUUUCAGAAAAGGACACAAAAGUCCAGGAAGACAGGAAGAAGAGUCUUCGUCGGUGGAUCAACUUUGAUAGGAAAUCUGAUUCCUUCUGGUAUCGAAUGCAUCUGGCUCAAAGAUGGCAUCGGCAGCGCCAACCAACCCCGAGGACAAGGAAGGCCCCAGAGGGCUCCCUCAUAUGAAUUCUUACUGGACUUGCGAUUUGCUAUAAAACCCCCUGGAGAGUCUCAUCGAGAAAUUGCAUGCAAUCACCUUUCGAGACUUCAAACUCGAUUGCUCCUGUUGCAAGCCAGUGUUGUAAUUCGAUGA
Molecule: messenger RNA, 419 nt
Organism: Belonocnema kinseyi
Lineage: Eukaryota; Metazoa; Arthropoda; Insecta; Hymenoptera; Cynipidae
Exons: 2
Coding region: 51-419 (122 amino acids)
Source: RefSeq, a predicted model, not a curated record